Messenger RNA from Caenorhabditis auriculariae, 1694 nucleotides. The record is from the annotation of a GenBank genome assembly. NCBI's taxonomy places the organism in Eukaryota, Metazoa, Nematoda, Chromadorea, Rhabditida, Rhabditidae.
AUGGAAAACAAGCUGCCUUCCAUCUUGCUAUCGACGAGAAGACUAAAAAGAAGCUGGAACGACGAACGGCAGCGAAAUGCGAAGAUAACGCGGUUUGACGGCACUGAUUCGCUGCGAUUUGUCGCGAGUCGCUGCCGGAUGACGUGGGCUGACCGGCGACCCUCGCAGGUGGCAGACAGUUGGUCGCCUAUGAAUAGAAUCUCGAAAAAACAGCCGCUUGGACUCUUGCCGAUCCUCUCGUUAUAAUUACAUUCUCGUGUUUCUCACUCUGUGACCGAGCUCCAAUUAAAUUUCGCUUCAUUGACGCCUCUCAAUUCGAACUCGUGUGUCCGCCUUCGAAGUUUCUUCGUGGAAUGCGCGUUCCUACAAGAAGAGUAGCUCAAUCAUUAAAAAGAUUUAUCAGAUGCGAAGAGUUUGUUGUCUUCAAUAUACUUUUCUUGGAAUGAAUGAGAUGGUGAGCAUGUGAGUUGCUAGGGAUCGCUCUUCCGAAUGUUUAAUUAUUUUCCACACCCAUCCCUCCGCUUUCCCUAUUCAUAAUUUUUCUAUUAUUAUCUCUUAUCUACGUUUUUCGAGAAAAUCUCUGCUGAAUCGUACUCUAGAAAAAAAAGCACUGACGACAGUUUUUUUUUUCAAUUUAUAAGAGAAUGCAGAUAAAUGUUUCACAGGCUGUUGACUACAGGAUAGAAGCCAUGAACAGCUCGUACGUAAUGGCCUUAAUUCCAUAUAUUCCAGCUUCUUCCUUGAUUUGCAUCGGUAUUUAUUCAUUAUUUCAAGCGCAAAUGUAUCAUAAAGAGCUGAAAGGCCCUGCGGCGGUUGACGUGGUCGCAAAGUUCUGCGAAUCUCUCAUAAAGACUCCAAACCAACUUUACUCGUGUGUGAGCGUUUGCUCAAAAUGAAUAUUUGAUGGCCAGGAAGUGCUGAAAAAAUUCUCAGCCUUUCAGCCUCAGUUUACGGAGUAUAUUUGGCAAUGAAGAGGAAAAAAAAAAUGAAUUUAGGAGAAUUGACAAAUAAAUCAACCCAAAUUUAAAAGAGAUUGAAAAUUUUUGCAGCAGGCAUCCUAUUUAGUUUUGAAGUUUUUGGUUUUUCUGAGCAAAAAAAAAUGCAGAGGUUGAAACUCUAGAAAUAGCUGAAUAAAGUGAAAUUAUUUUCUUAAUUUUCUGAAGGCAUAGAAAAAAGUCGCAUCUCGACUUUUAUCACGGAAAAUGGGCCUAAAUAAUCGCGAUCAACAUCGUUUUGAUCAUUUUGUUAUGAGGAGGCUGCAAGUUUAAACUUUUGAAGCGUUUUCAGGUCAGCUUUUUCAAGAUUUUUUCAAACAAGUGAAACUUAAUACGAAGUGGAGACUAACAUAACCUUUCGGUUUUCUUCCUUCACCGCCACAUAGAUAAGCGAAACAAAAACAAUAUACAGAAACCCCUCAAGUCGCAUAAGUUCUGGGUGCGUCCAAUAAAAGUAAGCAGCAAGGAGGGGGAAAUUGCAAAACAUGCAGCGCAUAAUUCUAUGAUUGAAGGCGUGCUCUCGCUGGAGCCCAAAAAGACACUCGCUCACACAUCGGAAAGUUUGUGUCGUUGGCCACGCAACUCUCGGCUUUCCGAGCCAAAGACUUGCGUGAUGACAUUCUCCACGCCAACUUUCCGUCGCGGAUCUUUGAUAGUUCUUUUCCUGUCCGAAUCCCGGCUUCGCAGAGGAUCUGUUAG